UUUGUUUUCAAAUACUCAAAUUAUACACUUUUUAUUAAUAUAAUGGAAAGGUAUGAAAUUUUGAAAGAUAUUGGUUCUGGUAAUUUUGGUGUAGCAAAGUUAGUCAAAGAUAAGUUGACAAAUGAGCUUUAUGCUGUCAAGUAUAUUGAGAGAGGCAAAAAGAUUGAUGAGCAUGUUCAGAGAGAAAUCAUAAAUCAUAGGUCCUUGAAGCAUCCCAAUAUCAUUAGAUUCAAGGAGGUAUUUCUUACCCCAACUCAUCUAGCCAUAGUGAUGGAAUAUGCUGCUGGUGGAGAGCUUUUUGAAAGAAUAUGCAAUGCUGGUAGAUUCAGUGAAGAUGAGGCAAGAUUUUUCUUUCAACAACUUAUAUCAGGAGUCAGUUACUGUCACUCAAUGCAAAUUUGUCAUAGAGAUCUCAAGCUCGAAAAUACACUCUUAGAUGGUAGCUCAAAACCGCGUCUUAAAAUAUGCGAUUUUGGCUACUCCAAGUCAUCAGUCUUGCAUUCUCAACCUAAAUCUACUGUUGGAACUCCGGCCUAUAUCGCCCCAGAAGUCUUAUUGAGAAAAGAGUACGAUGGGAAGCUAGCAGAUGUUUGGUCUUGUGGGGUAACAUUAUAUGUGAUGCUUGUUGGUGCUUAUCCUUUUGAAGAUCCUGAAGAUCCAAGAAAUUUCAGGAAAACAUUAACAAGGAUAUUAAGCGUUCAGUAUUCAAUCCCUUAUUACGUUCGAGUUUCAAAGGAGUGUAAGCUUCUUUUAUCUCAAAUAUUUGUAGCUGACCCUAGCAAGAGAAUAACUAUUGAAGAGAUUAAAAAACAUCCUUGGUUUCUAAAGGAUUUGCCUAUAGAAUAUAUGGAAGGGGAGGAUGCAAGUUUACAAAUGAAAGAAGAAAAUGAACCAACUCAAAGUAUUGAUGAAGUGUUAGCUAUAAUUCAAGAGGCAAAAAAACCAGGAGAAGGGCCCAAAGGUUGUGAUUUAUUGGUCAAGGGAAUAAGUAGUAGCAUUGAUCUUGAUGAUGAUGAUGAUUCAGAUAUUGAUGAUGAUACUGAUGAUGAGAUAGAGACAAGUGGGGAAUUUGUUUGCGCUUUAUGAGUGUUAGCUUGUGUAUAAUAGACUCGAUGUGAUCAGAUUCUUUAUCGGGUUUGCGUAUGGCAGGAGAUUGAUGUAGAUUAUAAGAUAGAGAUGAGUGCAUGUUUUUUUUUUAUCUUUGUAUUAUGAGUGUUACAUGUGUAGAUUUGAUGUGGUUCGAUUGUUUCUUGAAUUUUAUUGUGUAUAAUGAAAGCUUUAGUGUGUG
Solanum stenotomum is the source of this 1288-nucleotide messenger RNA. Its product is annotated as serine/threonine-protein kinase SAPK1. Gene Ontology annotation, molecular function: ATP binding; protein serine/threonine kinase activity. The record is from RefSeq and is a predicted model, not a curated record. The coding region runs from base 43 to 1086 and encodes 347 amino acids. The transcript has 9 exons. Lineage: Eukaryota; Viridiplantae; Streptophyta; Magnoliopsida; Solanales; Solanaceae. Gene Ontology annotation, biological process: intracellular signal transduction; protein phosphorylation.